AUGCCUCUCGGAAUCCUCGAGCCCAAGUCUGGGGAAAAGGUCCCAGGCACAACCAGAUACUUCGACGAUGCAGCCCAUCCCCUGCAAGCAACCGGCGACGACGUCUCGUGGAAAUGCGACGACAGCGGCAAAGUCCCCAUCAUCCUCAUUCCCCAGCCCUCGGAUGACCCCAACGACCCGCUCAACUGGCCGCUAUGGAAGCGCGACCUCAUCACCUUCAUCCUCUGCUUUGCCGGCAUCCUCGCCACCUCGCUCGGCUCCAUCCUCGCCUCAAACACCCUCGUCAUGAACAAGCAUUUCCAGGUCUCGCUCUCCAAGACGGCCGUCCUGACCGGCUACUUCCUUCUCGGCGCCGGCGCCGCGGCUGUCUUCUUCGUCCCCUCGGGUCGCGUCUGGGGGAAGCGCCAUCUAUUCCUCAUCGGCAUCUGCAUCGUCAUCGGCUCGAGCGCUUGGGCCGGCGCCGUCGGUCAAAACUACAGCAGCAUGGCCGCCGCCAGGGCCAUCCAAGGCGUGGGGACGGCGCCCUUUGAGAGCUUGCUGAACGCGGCCGUUGGCGACCUGUACUUUGUCCACCAGCGAGGCGUGCGCAUGGCCUGUACCAACCUCGCCGUCUUUGGCGGUGCCUUCUUCACCCCCAUUGUCGUGGGCAAAAUCACCGAAUCGCUGGGCUGGGAGUGGACCUUUUACUUGGUCUCCAUCUUCAUGGCCGUCACCCUGCCAGCCGUCUUCCUCUUCUGCCCCGAAACGGCCUAUCGCCGCGAGUCCAGACUCAACAUUGACAGCACCGUCGACGAGAUUAGCCUGAAUUCCAAGUCUGCCUCGACGAGUUCCCCUACCAUGGUCGACGGCGCGCCCACCCGGCCGCCCGGCUUCGUCCUGGUCCCUACCUCGUCGGCCAUGCAGUCCAUCGGCAACGCCAGCACUCCCAAAAAGACCUUUGUCCAGUCCCUUUCGCUAUUUGAUGGCAGAAAAACGGACGAGCGUUACUGGGUCCUCUUGCUCCGUCCCUUUCCUCUGCUCAUGAACCCGGCCUUCAUCUGGGGCUGCUUGAUCCAGGGGACCCUAAUUGGAUGGACCAUCUUCAUCGGAGUGCUCGUCGCCGUCAUGUUCAUUGGGCCGCCCUAUUUUUGGGGCGAGGUCAUGGCCGGAUACACGUACACGAGCGCCUUUGUCGGGGCCCUCGGCGGCUUUGCCAUCUCCGGCCUUCUCGCCGACAGCAGCGUCAAGUACCUCACCAGGCUCAACAAGGGCAUCUACGAACCAGAGUUUCGCAUCUUGCUCGUGAUCCCCAUGCUCAUCACCGGCGGCAUUGGGCUCUAUGGCUUUGGUCUGACGGCCGAAGACGUCGUCUCGGGCAAGUAUUCGUACAUUGUCCCUCUGAUCUUCUUCGCCUUCGAAGUGGCUGGCAUGGUCAUUGGCGCCGUUGCCAGCUCUCUCUACAUUGUCGAUGCUUAUCGCAGCUUGACCGUCGAGGGCUUCACCCUGAUGAUCAUCUUUAAGAACAUCUUUAGCUUCAUCCUCACCUGGUAUGCGUACGACUGGCUCGUCCAGAGUGGCUUUCGCGUAGUCUUCGUCAUCAUCGCGUCCGUCCAGGUGGGCGUUUGCUUGCUGAGUGUCCCACUGUAUAUAUGGGGAAAGCGCAUCAGGGCUUAUUUCCACCGUCACGACCUCUUGACCAUGACCGGUCUUCGGUGA
Hirsutella rhossiliensis is the source of this 1695-nucleotide messenger RNA. Its product is annotated as major facilitator superfamily domain-containing protein. The coding region runs from base 1 to 1695 and encodes 564 amino acids. Gene Ontology annotation, biological process: transmembrane transport. The record is from RefSeq and is a predicted model, not a curated record. Gene Ontology annotation, molecular function: transmembrane transporter activity. The transcript has 5 exons. NCBI's taxonomy places the organism in Eukaryota, Fungi, Ascomycota, Sordariomycetes, Hypocreales, Ophiocordycipitaceae.